This is a messenger RNA of Cuscuta campestris, 1630 nucleotides long. NCBI's taxonomy places the organism in Eukaryota, Viridiplantae, Streptophyta, Magnoliopsida, Solanales, Convolvulaceae. The record is from the annotation of a GenBank genome assembly.
ACUCGAGUCCCACGAGCCUCAAUACACUUGCUCGGAGAUACCGCACUCCAAGACUUCAACCCGAAGGAAAAUACCUUUCCUUCGUACAACCAAGGGAAACAAGCUUCUCUAAACGUGUUUACAACACUAAGAACACUCAAGAACAAGACUCUCUUUAAGAGUAGAUGUUGAAACUUCCCAUCGCUGUUUGGCAUGGGUCUGGAAAUUGGUUUGGCUAAGGGACUGCUUACCCAUCGAUGGGAAGAUCUUCCCAUCGCUGGGUGGCAUGAUUCUGGAAUCCCGGGAUCACUUACCCAUGCAUGGCUUGGAAUGGGAAGUGCAGUAGAGACACUAUGUGGACAAGCAUAUGGAGCACACAAGUAUGAGAUGCUUGGGAUAUAUCUGCAGAGAUCAACAAUCCUUCUAAUGCUGGCCGGACUCCCCCUCCUUUUGGCAUACAUCUUCUCCAAACAGAUCUUGCUCUUAUUAGGGGAGUCCCAAGCCGUCGCCUCCGCCUCCGCCCUUUUCGUCUACGGCCUCAUCCCCCAGAUCUUCGCCUACGCCACCAACUUCCCCAUCCAAAAGUUCUUGCAGUCCCAGAGCAUCGUGAACCCUAGCGCAUACAUAUCAGGGGCAACGCUAGUGGUGCACCUAUUGCUGACGUGGGUGGUGGUGUUCGUGCUGGACGGCGGACUGCUGGGGGCGGCGCUGGUGCUCAGCCUGUCGUGGUGGAUCAUAGUGGCGGCGCAGUUCGCCUACAUAGUGCUGUCCAAAAGGUGCGAGAAGACUUGGGGCGGGUUCAGCUGGAGGGCAUUUUCGGGAUUGUGGGAUUUCUUCAAGCUCUCACUUGCCUCUGCCGUUAUGCUGUGUUUGGAGACUUGGUAUUUCCAGAUUAUGGUUUUGAUUGCUGGCCUUCUCCCUGAUCCUGAGGUCGCUUUGGAUUCUCUUGCUGUUUGUUCAACCAUUCUGGGAUGGGUGUUCAUGAUAUCUGUAGGCUUCAAUGCAGCUGCAAGUGUGAGAGUGAGCAAUGAGCUAGGGGCAGGGCAUCCCAAGUCGGCCUCAUUUUCAGUGCUUGUGGUGACGCUGAGCUCUUUCCUGAUUGCGGCAGCGUGCGGGGUUCUGGUGGUGGUCCUCCGCCACCGGCUCAGCUUCGUCUUCACCGGCGGCCAGAGGAUCGCGGACGCCGUCUCGGACCUAGCCCCUCUCUUGGCCGUCUCCAUUGUUCUCAACGGCAUUCAGCCCGUGCUUUCCGGGGUGGCGGUUGGGUGUGGGUGGCAGGCAUUUGUGGCCUACGUUAACGUGGGGUGCUACUAUGUUGUCGGCAUCCCUGUCGGUGCUCUUCUUGGUUUCAAAUUCCAAUAUGGUGCUAAGGGAAUUUGGCUUGGAAUGCUUGGAGGAACAGCCAUGCAAACCCUAAUCUUGUUGUGGGUCACUUUUCGCACCGAUUGGGAUAAAGAGGUUGAAGCAGCUCAAAGCCGGUUGAAAAAGUGGCAACGUAAUGGGGAAAUUGCUGAUGAAUAAUAAUUGAGACCAAAAUUUCUGCGAUUUCGAGUAUAUGGUUUGCCAGUUUGGUAAAAAAGAAAUGUCUCCCAUCCGUUUGCGUUUGAUUUUUUUUCCGUUCAGAUUACGAUAUUAAAUUGAGUUUAUGUGU